Messenger RNA from Lactuca saligna, 1623 nucleotides. The record is from the annotation of a GenBank genome assembly. NCBI's taxonomy places the organism in Eukaryota, Viridiplantae, Streptophyta, Magnoliopsida, Asterales, Asteraceae.
AUGUGCCGUAACUGCAGAACUGCUUAUUAUUUCCGGCCGUUUAAGAUAGACCCGCUUCUUCAAGGGAGCUUUAUUGAAAUUGGAAGGAUUAGAGCCGGGAAGGAGGAAGAUGUGGGAACUAUUGCUAAUGCUAAUGCUGCUAAUGAUGGUGACGAAAACAGGAAAGUAGGCGUUAAAAUGUGGGAGAAGUUAAGGUCUUACGGUGGUGGGGAUACAGUAGAUGGUCCGACGAUGGAUGCUGGUGGUGUGGCGGUGGAGGAGCAAGAGAAGCGUGGAGAGUGUGGUGGCGAUGGACAGGAACAGGCUAAAAAGGUGCUUUCGGUUGCUGUUUAUAACCACUACAAGAGAAUUUAUCACGCCUCUAUGCAUACAAAUCAAGAAACUGAAAACCAAGAUGUGGAUCAUGUUGAGUUAGAUAAGAGCAAUGUUCUGUUAAUGGGUCCAACUGGCUCAGGGAAGACAUUACUUGCAAAGACCUUAGCUCGAGUAGUCAAUGUUCCUUUUGUUAUUGCUGAUGCUACUACUUUGACACAGGCAGGUUAUGUUGGAGAAGAUGUGGAAUCAAUAUUGUAUAAGCUUCUUGUGGCUGCUGACUUCAAUGUGGAAGCAGCUCAACAAGGAAUUGUGUACAUAGAUGAAGUUGAUAAGAUAACUAAAAAGGCUGAAAGUUUAAAUAGUGGCAGAGAUGUAUCUGGUGAAGGGGUUCAACAAGCGUUGCUCAAAAUGCUUGAAGGAACUAUUGUUAAUGUUCCUGAUAAUCGAGCUCGAAAGCAGCCUCAGGGUGAUGGCAUUCAGGUGGAUACAAAAGAUAUCCUUUUUAUAUGUGGUGGGGCCUUUGUUGAUCUGGAGAAAACCAUUUCUGAGAGACGACAAGAUUCAUCUAUUGGGUUUGGUGCUCCAGUGAGGACUAAUAUGAGAGUUGGUGGAUUAACCAAUGCUGUGGUUACAUCUUCAUUGUUGGAAUCUGUAGAAAGUGGUGACCUUGUUGCAUAUGGUUUGAUACCCGAGUUUAUUGGUCGAUUUCCUAUUCUAGUCAGUUCUUCAGCUCUAGAUGAAGAUCAACUUCUUCAGGUUUUAACAGAGCCGAAAAAUGCACUUGGAAAGCAGUACAAAAGGAUGUUCGCCAUGAACAAUGUGAAGUUACAUUUUACUGAUACUGCACUGAGAUUAAUUGCAAAAAAAGCAAUUGCCAAAAACACAGGUGCACGUGGUCUAAGAGCCAUUUUAGAAAAUAUUCUGGUGGACUCAAUGUUUGAGGUUCCAAAUCCUCCCCACCAAGGAGCUGAUUUUGUUGAUGCAGUGGUGGUUGAUGAGGAGGCCAUAGGUUCAGAAGAACAACCAGGAACUGGUGCAAAGAUUCUUUAUGGAAUUAAUGCAUUACAAAAAUACCUCAAUAAUCUAAACUCAACACACCCUUUGGAAGCAACACAAGGGAAUAAGGGUGGUAGUAUGGAAGGGGAUUUGGAGGUCACAUCAAGAGUCAUGAGUUUGUGAAAACAUCAUCAUCAUCAUCGUCUAUGUAUUUGUAUUUGGCUAUGUACAUUUUUAAACCCAAGAAUAAAAGUUGAUGUAUUUUCACAAAAUUUGAAUGCAAUUUUAACAUCUCCAACUUAUAGACUGCUC